CACCUUUAUGCAGCAGGAUAUCCGAUUUAUCAGCUGGGAUUUCCCCAGAAUUCUGGGGCAGGCUGAGCUUUCCUAGUAUGGCUGCCUGUCAGUGCUAUGGGAACCGCAUCCGACUUCCAUUCACGUAACGCCUCCACUUUAUCAGGUGCGGUAUAUUUGCUCUUGUUUCCCUCUGGCGUUUCUGUCGGCGUCCCGAUCGCUACAACCCUGCGGCUACGGUCUCUUCUCGUCUCAUUGUCUUUUUGGGCGUUGUGGGACAGCAGGUAUCCAAUAUGGACGUACUGAACAACCAGGGUAACCUAUGGCUGGUCGGCCUUGCCAUGCUCUCACUCGCUGGGUUCUUCCUGGUUACCGGGAUAUUGCAGGGUAGCGGUCUCUUAGGUUGCCUUCGCAACAACAGAUUCUCUAAACAUGGGUGGCAGCCAUGGGCAGCAGCGACUGAGGAGAAGGAACUCUCUGGACCGUCUUCUGCACCUUAUGUGAACGUCUUCCCACCACAACGUCGUCAUGUCCUCGAUUCGUCCAAGAUUGCAAUUUCAUGCGAAAGUGUCGACAAGGAAGAAGUUGCAAACUACCCACUGCCUAUGACCUCGAACUACCAGACAUGCACGGACAAGAGCUAUACUCCAACAGGAUUUUCGGUGGCAGAGGUGAAGGCACUGGGUGAUUUCCCUGACUAUGCUGAACUCAGUGGUGUGCCCUUGCCGGAGCCGUACUAUGAGUUCGACAUUGACAAGGCGUUGCCACGACCUUAUCGCCCGUUCCGGUGGUCCUACCAUCAGACAAUGUCCCUUACGAAGUUAGAGACCGAUUGGUGGAUCGAACUCGAGAAAACCUACAAAGAGCGAGUCAAACAGCGCAAGGAGUUGUACGCCAAACAUGGUAGCUCCGUGCUUGGUUAUCUUCCUGGCUCUGAACUAGCUUGCAAGGAGCUCAUGGAAAUGGUAUUGCAGUUUAUCUGUGCCCGCUACCCGCAGUACUUUGCCGUCGAAAAAAACCAGAUUCUGCACAAUCGGAUCCUAGGAACGACAGAGGAUAUCAAGUCCAAGCAUCCCCUCGAGAUUCUCAUCAAUAAUGUGCCAGAGGAUUUUGGGAUCAUGAUGCGCGAUGAGAAGACGGGAUCCUACUUCCUCCGCGCAGGCGUCAUCUGUUCGUCUUUGGGAUGGAAUGUUGGAACCAAGAUUGGCCUUCAGCUACAUCAGAUCCACGAGGACAUUCCGGACUACAAAGAGAAGAUGCAAUUUUCAAUGGAUCGAUUUUUUACCAAGAUGCCUGCCGACAAGCCCAUUCAGAGAGGAUCUUGGGGACUCGAGGUCGGCCAGCCUUUGUACAUGCCUAAAGGGGACCCUCACGAGACACUGCGCCUUUCCCAGGACCCGAACCUCCAGCUGGACAACUGUCACUUGCGUGUCGACUGGCAGACUCUCCGUCGUCUCCCUCUUUCCGCUGCCAUUGUUUUCAACUUCAAGGCCCUUUUCACCCCGGUGUCAGAAUUCCAAGACGAGCCAGGCGUGCCUGCAUUGACGGUUAAGAUCCUGAAGGAGGGUAAAAAGAACUUGAUGGAUUACAAAGGCACCUGGCACGUGGAGCACGUUGUAAUCCCGAAGCUCGAACAGUGGGCCAAGGAGCAGGAAGAGAAGGGACUAGUCCCCAAGAAUUGGCAGGUGUCAACCUUGGAUGACAGUCCUUGGUACCAGGGUUGGCAGGAGAAAUGGCAUCGCCAGCAGGGAUUCUAAUCCUUACGUAUGUAAACCAGAUGGGUGGAUGGGAUUUGCAUAUAUGGGAGGCUGUUUCAUUCCUUCUAUUGCCGACUAUGCCAUGCUUUGUGUUUUAAUGGAGGCUAUCUCAGCGCAUUCCAAAAUUGAGCAAUCUACUCAAUAGUAUCCCACGAGGACCAAGUUUGACCAGGCGCGUACAUCCGUAGCCGCAGCAGUAGCCUGUCGCUUCACGUAUCGUUUCACCGAAC
Molecule: messenger RNA, 1966 nt
Organism: Aspergillus piperis CBS 112811
Lineage: Eukaryota; Fungi; Ascomycota; Eurotiomycetes; Eurotiales; Aspergillaceae
Product: heme-dependent oxidative N-demethylase family protein
Exons: 3
Coding region: 273-1736 (487 amino acids)
Source: RefSeq, a predicted model, not a curated record